Rangifer tarandus platyrhynchus (Svalbard reindeer) is the source of this 2154-nucleotide messenger RNA. NCBI's taxonomy places the organism in Eukaryota, Metazoa, Chordata, Mammalia, Artiodactyla, Cervidae. The record is from the annotation of a GenBank genome assembly.
AUGGCGGCGGAGGUGGAUUUUGGCGAUUUAGAGCUGUUCGAGGCGUUUGACCACCCAGAGGACUCGACUCCGAAGCCCGUUCACACCCGCUUCAAGGACGACGACGGCGACGAGGAGGACGAGAAUGGGAUUGGCGACGCGGAGCUGCGGGAACGGCUUCGGCAGUGCGAGGAAACCAUCGAGCAGCUCCGCGCCGAGAAUAUCCUUCCCGCUCGCUGGGCCCUGUCACCGGGGCAACUUAAAAGAAAAUUGAAUAUUUUGACUCGACCAAGUGGAAUAUUGGUGAACAAUACUAAGUUAGAUGGACCUUUAUUACAGAUUCUAUUUAUGAACAAUGUUAUUUCAAAGCAAUAUCAUCAAGAAAUAGAGGAAUUUGUAUCAAAUUUAGUAAAAAGAUUUGAGGAACAGCAGAAAAAUGAUGUGGAAAAGACUUCCUUUAAUCUUUUGCCCCAGCCAUCCAGUGUUAUGCUAGAAGAGGACCAUAAAGUAGAAGAAUCCAGUUCCGUUAAUAAUAAGGAAGCUUUUAGUGUUGUAGGAAGUGUCCUGUAUUUUACUAAUUUUUGCCUUGAUAAAUUGGGGCAACCGCUACUAAAUGAAAACCCUCAGCUUACGGAAGGAUGGGAAAUACCCAAGUACCAGCAAGUCUUCAGCCACAUUGUUUCUCUAGAAGGGCAAGAAAUACAAGUAAAGGCAAAAAGGCCAAAGCCUCACUGUUUCAAUUGUGGUUCUGAAGAGCAUCAAAUGAAAGAUUGCCCAAUGCCUCGAAAUGCUGCUCGAAUAAGCGAAAAGAGAAAAGAGUAUAUGGAUGCCUGUGGUGAGACAAACAAUCAGAAUUUUCAGCAGCGAUAUCAUGCAGAAGAAGUAGAAGAGAGAUUUGGAAGAUUUAAGCCAGGAGUUAUUAGUGAGGAACUCCAGGACGCACUGGGUGUGACGGACAAGAGUCUUCCACCUUUUAUAUAUCGAAUGCGCCAGCUAGGCUACCCACCAGGGUGGCUCAAAGAGGCCGAACUGGAGAACUCAGGGCUUGCGCUCUAUGAUGGGAAAGAUGGUGCUGAUGGAGAGACAGAAGCUGGAGAAGUACAGCCAAGUAAAAGUGUCACUUACGACCUCUCGAAACUGGUAAACUAUCCAGGUUUUAAUAUAUCUACUCCCAGAGGAAUUCCAGAUGAAUGGAGGAUAUUUGGGUCAAUACCAAUGCAGGCCUGUCAGCAGAAGGAUGUGUUUGCCAAUUACCUAACUUCUAACUUCCAAGCGCCAAGCAUGAAGUCUAGCAGCAAAAGGUCUUCAUCUCAGUCCAGCCCCAGUAGUCCAAAGAAGCAGAAGAAGGAAAACAGUGCAGCAGCCUCACCCGCCGACAUGGAACUGGACUCGGAUGCCGAGGUCCCGCAUGGGUCCCCAAGCAGCGAAGCUUUUCAGUUUCAGCCCCCGCUGCCCCCUGGCACGCCUCCCCCACUCCCCCGGGGCACCCCUCCACCCAUAUUCACUCCUCCGCUCCCCAAGGGCACCCCGCCGCUGACUCCCAGUGACUCACCCCAGACGAGAACGGCAUCCGUGACUAUGGAUGAGGACUCGCUGACUCUGGAGGAGCUAGAAGAACAACAGAGGCAGAUAUGGGCAGCCCUGGAGCAGGCCGAGAGCAUCAAUAGUGAUUCGGAUAUUCCUGUGGACACACCUUUAACCGGGAAUUCGGUGGCCUCUUCACCUUGUCCAAACGAACCUGACCUCCCUGUCCCAGAGGAAAAAACACCCGAAAAGCAGGUGCCAGCGGAGGCUGAGGUACCAGACACUGCUGCACAGAAAUCGGAAGAGGAACAAGCCUCGAGCCCAGAUUCUGAGACUGCUUUGCUUGGCCAGAAGGAAAAGGAAGAGUCCACUCAGGUAGACCCAGAAGGUGCUCUUGACCACGGCAGGGUCGAGUCAAACAGUGAGGUCAGGAAUGGAGGGAGCAGCCAGCAGCUCCUUCACGAGGACUGCAGUCCUGCAGCAGCCGCGAAGGCCCACAGUGCUAUCCCCGACAUGAGCAAGUUUGCAACUGGAAUAACGCCGUUUGAAUUUGAGAACAUGGCGGAAUCUACUGGAAUGUACCUCAGGAUAAGAAACUUGUUAAAGAAUUCACCCCGAAACCAGCAAAAACACAAGAAGACUUCUGAAUGA